Messenger RNA from Mercenaria mercenaria, 3910 nucleotides. RefSeq lists its product as uncharacterized. Lineage: Eukaryota; Metazoa; Mollusca; Bivalvia; Venerida; Veneridae. Gene Ontology annotation, cellular component: membrane. Bases 946 to 2388 code for a protein of 480 amino acids. Gene Ontology annotation, molecular function: hexosyltransferase activity. The transcript has 2 exons. The record is from RefSeq and is a predicted model, not a curated record.
GCACUUUUUUUACACGUUAGAUAUCAAGACGCGGAUGCACGGUUUAUUACCUUUAUCAUAUGAACGAACUUUUAUUAAUGUUCAAAUGUUAAUGUAAAAAUAUCAAUAAAUUGAAAAUAUACUACAUUAAUGAUUAGCGUUGUGCAUCGUUGCGGAAUAUUUGAGGAGUUUAAAACAAAUUCACGUGAAUUAUUCAUGUCUGAAGCAGUUUGUUGAAAGGAUACAUAGGGUGUUGGACACUAUACAGAUGGAUAAUUUAUUCACGUGAAAAGCAUGAAGAGAUCUGCAAUUUUUACAAGCAGUAGAAGAAUGUCGACCAGAGACGUUAACUUUAUGUGAUGGUAUUUCUAUACAACAUGAAAAGCUUCACGAACCAUUUCUCUGCAAGUUCUUAGAAACGAAAUAUGACAACGUUUUACAUAACAUUUUAUAAGACCUGUAUGAUGUUAUGUCUACUUCAUUUUUGAUGAUACGUCGUUUACUUAUAGCGACUUUCUGUGACGUUCUUUCUUCAAAAUUUGCUGAAAGCAAUAAGGAACUCGUGCGACGUCAUUUCUAAUACUGUAUAAUAUAUAACGAACUUAAAACGUCUCAUUGUUGCGCCAUAUUUUGCGACAAGUUGACAACUUGUGACUUGCAACGAUUUCAUUUGACCACAUAACGAUAUAAACAGAAUGACUUCUUUAUAGAAAAAGUCUUCAGUUUGAUAUUACGCUGUUCAGAAAGAUUCUAUGAUCUAUUUAUGAUUAAGCGUAUAUUUGUUUGGGAUCUGCAAACGCUUUUACUAUGGUUUAUUGCUUGAUGAUAUCUUAACUAUGAAAACACAAAACUAACAGAUGUUGAACCAUAGGAAAUCAAGGGCCUACGUGUUAAGUAAAGAAUAUUUUCGAACAAAUGAAUUAUGCAAUUGCAUUAUAAAGGUGACAUGUACUGGUCAACUUAACCAUGCACUCGGGCCAAAAAUCAUUAUCAUUGGGAAGAAUGUCUGACUGUUUAACGCUUGUGUUUAGAAGGAAGCAACAUAUUCUUCCUAUGUUUUGUAUUCUUUUUGUAUUUUCAAUUCUAUUCAUGAGUGUUGGAUUUACGAACAAAAGGUAUACAAAACAAAUAAAUCAUGCAAACACAGUCGCUUCAGAGAUACGUCACGUGCACGAAUGUCACUGCUUAGUUACUGUUGCAGUCCCUAAGAAAACGCAGGACUUGGAAGGCGAAGACAAAAGUAAAAAACUUUCAGAAUCCGGACCGACUUUGCAGCGACGAGACAAUAUGAAGCAGGAAAUAAGCCAACCAUAUCAUCUAGAAAGCGUUGACUCAUUCAAACAAAAAAGUGACAUUAAUAAGCAGAAUACUGUUAUAAAUCCGAAGGAGGAACUUCAAACACUUGACACGAAGAAAAAAGAUUCUGAAAUUAGUUUAUCUCAAAGAACUUUAAAAAUUCCUGAUGAUUUGCAACGUAUUACACUAAAGCCGAAUUUUACUCGUCUGAUAAAUGCUUCACAAAUUGUUACUACAGUAAAUGCCACGUACACUCUUGAAAAUCCAACUUUAUGUUCGUCUGUCCGUAACUUGUCUAUUGUUGUUAUAGUUCAUACAUCACCCGAUCAUAUUGACAGGCGAUUAUCCAUCCGCAAUACUUGGGCAAAUGACGCAUUUUAUCUCCAUCUUGGAAAUGUGAGAACUAUUUUCUUAUUAGGGAAAACGAAAUUCCAAUAUUUGCAGAGUAACAUUGAAAAAGAAUUUAAACGUUAUGGAGAUCUUCUUCAAGGGGAUUUUAUAGAUGAUUACCAUAAUCUCACAUUGAAAGGGGUAAUGGCGUAUAAGUGGCUUACAGAACGGUGUAGGAAUGCGGAACUUAUUCUUAAAGUUGACGAUGAUAUAUCAGUAGACAUGUUUAAGCUCUUUACCGAGUAUUAUCCAAAAUAUCGUUCAGAAAAAAUGUCAAUUAUUUGUAACCAUAUCUUAGCACAAACAAUGGGUAUAUUAAGACAGAAUGACAGCAAGUGGUAUGUGAGCAAUAAUCACUUUAAAGGACUUGAUGCAUAUCCUACAGAUUACUGCUCAGGUUUUCUUGUAAUAUUUACUAACGAUUUAAUACCAGCUUUAUAUCAGUCAUCUAGAGUAACUCCAUUUUUCUGGGUAGAUGAUGUUUACUUGUAUGGUCUGGUUCCCGGCAACGUUCCUGGUUUGAAAUACAUUGGUUUGACUGGAAAUUGGCACCAGUUGGGUGGGCAAGAUGCUUUAAGAUGUUACAGAAAUGCAACGGAGACUUGUCCGUUUUUAGUUGCUGGGGCAGGCGCGAAAGGAGAACCAGAAGAGCUAUGGCCACAGAUGGUCAAAAGAUACGCACUGUCAUCUAAAGUUGCAGGCGAAAAAAUACAAGCAAACUGACAGGGAUACUACACUUAUUGUCAGAAUUAGUGUCGAGUAUGACAUUGAUGUUUAUGAAAUAAUGUGACUUGUUCAAAUGCUAGAUUUAAAAAAAAAUCCAAAUACGUAACAGAACUACACAAAUGAUGAAAUAAGUGAUGGUGAUAAUAAUGAAACUAAUUUAACUUUCAUUCACUUUGCACGACUGUUGUUAGUAGGACACAUUGGCAUCUACAUGGUAAUGUAGUUAUCAGUUGCAGUAAUUAAAGCACAAACCAUUUUUCAUAGGCCAUUCACUGCAUUUUAGUCAAUUGUGUUACUCUAUAAUUCAAUAUACAUGAUUGUAAAUACUUAGUCAAUGCAUUCGUGCUAAUUGUGUUACUUAUUUAGAUUUAAACAUAACAGCUUAUCAUCUGCCUCCAUAACAUAUUUACAAAAGGCAUGCAGAAGAAAAUGAAUGAAAAAUAUUAAUUCAUAUACAUUUACAUAUACAUGAGAGUGUAAACAUAUUGGUACGUCAUUUUUACAGGAAUAUUAUAUAUGCCUAUCUGUUACUUGAAAUGCCUCAACAACUUAGUCCCAUAACUGCAUUUGAGCCAGUUGUGUUACUCUGUAAUACAAUAUAUAUAUUCUAAGUCCCAGUUGUGUUACUCUGUAAUACAAUAUAUAUACUAAGUCCCAUUUGUAUUACUAUGUAAUAAAAUAUGUAUACUUAGUCCCCUAGCUGCAUUCGAACCAAAUGUGUUACUCAGUAAUACAAUAUAUAUGUACUUAGUCCCAGUUGUGUAACUCUGUAAUACAAUAUGUAUACUUAGGCCCAUAGCUGCAUUUGAGCCAGUUGUGUUACUCUGUAGUACAAUAUACAUACUAAGUCCUAGUUGUAUUACUCUGUAAUAAAAUAUGUAUACUUAGUCCCAUAGCUGCAUUCGAACCAGAUGAGUUACUCUGUAAUACAAUAUAUAUACAUGUACUUAGUUCCAGUUGUGUAACUCUGUAAUACAGUAUGUAUACAUAGUCCCAUAACUGCAUUUGAGCCAGUUGUGUUACUCUGUAAUACAAUAUAAUAAUACUUAGUUCCAGUUGUGUAUCUCUGUAAUAAAAUAUGUAUACUUAGUCACAUAGCUGCAUUCGAACCAGAUGAGUUACUCUGUAAUACAAUAUAUAUACAUGUACUUAGUUCCAGUUGUGUAACUCUGUAAUACAAUAUGUAUACUUAGUCCCAUAACUGUAUUCGAACCAGAUGAGUUACUCUGUAAUACAAUUUAUAUACUUAGUCCCAGUUGUGAAACUCUGUAAUACAAUAUGUAUACUUAGUUCCAUAACUGUAUUCCAGCCAGAUAUGUAACUCUAUAUAAUUCACUAUAUAUACUCACAUCUCUUACUGCAGUUACCCUGUAAAUUAAAUAUAUUGUUAUGUAUAUUAUAUUAUAAGAGAUACACAUCUGGCUUGAAUGCAGCGAGGAGUCUACGAAAAACAGUACAUUUUCAAUUACCCAUAUCGUAACGGUACGUUUAUUUAGUACUAUAAAAGCAAAGUAUUCGC